Molecule: messenger RNA, 3042 nt
Organism: Elaeis guineensis (African oil palm)
Lineage: Eukaryota; Viridiplantae; Streptophyta; Magnoliopsida; Arecales; Arecaceae
Product: bifunctional adenosine 5'-phosphosulfate phosphorylase/adenylylsulfatase HINT4
Molecular function (GO): catalytic activity
Source: RefSeq, a predicted model, not a curated record
UUCAGUAGUCUGCAACAGCUCCGGGGUCGGGGAAGGGAGAAAUAAGGUCUUCGGAGCGGGGGGGGCGGGGCAAGCGAGCCAUGGCUGGUGGAACAGCGAAGAAGCCGUGUGUGUUCUGCCAUAUCGCACGGGCGUCCACUGCCACUCCUCUCCUCUACACCGACGAGAGGGUUGUCGCCUUUCCGGACAUCAACCCAUCCGCCUUCAGGCAUUAUCUGGUUGUACCUAUAACGCACAUUUCAACUGUCAAAGAUCUUCAAAGAAGAACAGAACAUUAUCAACUAGUAAGUCACAUGUUGAAUGUGGGGCAAACUCUUUUGCAGAGAGAUGCACCUGAAUCCAAGCUAUAUAGAUUUGGAUUCCAUCAGCCUCCAUUUAACAGUGUUGACCAUCUGCAUCUUCACUGUUUGGCCCUACCGUUCAUACCAAGAUGGAAACAUUUGAAAUACACCUCUUUGGGGCCGUUGGGUGGGUUCAUAGAGGCUGAGAAGUUGUUGGACCGGAUAAAGCCAUUGUCAGGAGUUCACACAUGAUUAUCACAGCAACACCAUGCCAGGUGAAAUAUGUUAUUGAUUGAUCCGCUCAACCUUGCUUGCUGUUGACUUGUAACAUAUCCCAUUGAUAGUUUUUUUUACACUUCUUAAUUAUUGGAUCAAUUGUUGUAUACAACAUCCGCAAUGCUUGACAUGUAAAAUGAAACUAACAUAAUGCUGUUCUCCCCUUUCGCCAUCAUAACUGUGUCAUCAAUUACUAGUGGUCAUAUUUGAUUAACGUUUCCGAAUUUCUGUUUUCAUUUUUUUGAACUCCCCACGGGAAAAAUAAUGUUUCUAGUAAGGCUGCUUUAUUGCUUAAAUAUGUUAAACCAUGAGACUCACAUUUUGUGUUACCUCCUAAUUUAUAUUUAUUCUCUAAAUAAAUAGUUUUGUGCAAUUAGUUAUACAUGAACUGUGUGGCUGUCAUGAAAUAUGGAAGAUUGGAUUUCCUUAUAUUUGAGUUACACAAUAGCAAAUGCUAACAAUAUCAUCAAUAUGUGGAGGAAAGCUUGAGGAUUGGUGUGAUGAGGUGCUUCAGUGAUCAUCAUCAUCACUCUCAUUAUAUCACUCCAUAUGCCCAAAUAUUAGUUGCUGAAAUGCCUACUUGAGCCUAUGGGAUUGUUGUGUGGAGGUCUAUGGAAAUCUGCAUACCAUAUGAAAUCUUAUUUGACCCUUAAUAUUAUAUUUCACAAGACAUUAGUAUCAGCAGAUGUGAAUUUAUUAUAUCAAUUAGUCAUCCAAAUUUAGCCCUGUUAUUUUUCCUUUGAUUCUUUUACCACCUCUCUGGCUUCCAUCAUUAUGAAAAAUCAUGCAGGAGUCUGAUUAAAGCGGGUUGAUACAUAAGGGUUCACACUUAUAUAAACUUAGUGUUAAAUAGACAAAAAAGUACCACACUAUAAAUAAUAUGAGUAAAUAUGUCCUGAUACAUGACCUGCUAUCUUUACUUUUAAGGUUCUGGAUUUUGUGAUGGUAGCCAUCUUGAUGUUAGGCGUGGACUCCAACCAUUGUAGUGCACCGUAUUCCUGAAAACAUUCUGGUUAAUUGAGAUUUGUUAUUUAUUAACUGAGUCAGAUAUCUAGGUUAUGUAAUUCUUUUGAAAUUUCACUUUUUUUUCUUCACAAUGCAUGUAUUGAUGUAGUAAUAUGUGAGAACCUAUCUAAUUAAGAGGAGAUAAGGAUGGAACUAAGCUUCUCCCUGUGUCCAUCAGUCAUGUAUUUUGCCUUGGAAAACCUUUUUUGACUUGGACCUGCAUGGCACAUGACAUUGUAUUAAGCACUUCAUAUUUGAUAUGUAAGAGGGUCUUCAGCAUGGGUUCAAUUCCAUUGCAUUCAAGGUCAGUGAUUAACAUACUGGAUGUAGAACUGGCAGCUAUUGGUUGGUUGAGCAUUUAAUUUGAGCAAGGAAGGUAACAAGCUUUAUCUGCUGCUGACGUUGAGUAAGGCUACAUAGUGGAGUUGUAGACAAGUGUGUAUUUCAUCUAGUUGGGUGUGCCUUGGUGUUAGAGUUUAGCAUGAGAUCUAUUUUUCCAGGGAUAAGUGAUUUGUUACUGUCCUAUGUAUAUCACUUUUGAUGAUGAUAUUAAACCUAAAAUGUGGAUUUCCAGUAAUGCUAGUAAGCUACCUUUUUUUGUCUUUUUGCUGUGUCUAUCCCCCAGAAGGGGCUCAGAAUGAGAUUUAAUGCAUCAUGUAUUCAUGACAACCAAAUUCAAAAGUAAUGCUAAGAGCAAUAUCAAUUUGGUUCCUUACUGCCUUUGAUGGUUCUGUUUGAGCCUAUUUUCAAGGGAAAAAAGGCUCUGUGGCACCUAGAUAAAUUGGUAAAUUUGCCUAAGUUGAGUGAAUAUUUGUUUGCAUGGUGCAAUUUCCCACUCUAAAAAAAGGUUGGGGGGUUGGGGGGAGGCUCUCUAGCUUCCACUAAAAACAGCUUAUGCUCAUUUUAUUAUAACCAUGUUGUAUGCCUAUCCUGUUUGCACUAUCCUCAGUAUGUUGUAUGUUGUAUGUUGAAUUGCCAUAUCCUCAGUUUCCUUGACUGCACUAUGACUAUGAGAAUCAUGAUGGUAACCAGUGGAUGGAGGCAAGUUAGACGGAGAGCAAAAUAAUCAGGGAAGUGCUUAGUUCUAAUUGGUAAAUAGUGUAUCUUAAUGUUUUCCAUCCAAACCAUCUUUUAUUUUGUUCUGACGGUUCUGGUUAUUGUUAUUAUUAUUUUUCUUUUUUGUAAUCAAGUGAUGCUUAACCUAUUGUCCUUGAAAUUUCACAUUGGCUGACAUAUGGGUGAUUGUAGCAUAGAAUGUGCUGAAGCGUGGUCCAUGUGAAGAUUUCAAAAGUCUAGACAUGAAAUUCCUUUUCUAGGACAAAUUUGUAGCAGUCUUAUUUGCUCUUACAGGAAAUGUAAUCCAAUAUAUGAAUCUGUGGUGUGAGAGUAGGCUUUCAAGGUUGUGAAUUUCAAGUUCACUCUGGAUUUGUGGUAGUUAUGUCCUGAACUGCAUGACAUUAUCAAACAGAAUAGCUUUUGG